AUGGUAUCCUUCACCGUCCUCACAACUGCUUUGCUAGUCUCUCUUCCCACUGCCUUUGCAGCGCCUAGAGGUGUCACAUCGCUCAUUAAUCACGAAACUGUAGGGAAGCAACUCGAAGCCCGUCAAGGAGGUUACUACUCUUUCUGGUCCGAGGGAGGCGGGUCAUUCCGUUGCAGCCAACAAGGCGGCGGCAAGUACACGUGUAACUGGUCAGGCCAGGCCGGCGGUGGCUUCGUAGCUGGUACAGGCUUCAAGCCCGGAGGUUCGAGGACCGUAAAAUACGCAGGUACAUACGAUGCCAAAGGACCCGGUUACCUCGCCCUGUACGGUUGGACGCGCAAUCCCCUCAUCGAAUACUACAUCAUCGAAUCGUACGAUAUCCUUGCACCCGGUGAACCUUGGACGCGCAAAGGCAACUUCACUUUCGAAGAAGGUACCUACGAGCUCUACACCAGUCAGCGCGUGAACAAACCAUCAAUCGAAGUUCUGGUCAGUGAGAACAGAGAAGAGGGUUGGAGGUACUAUCACUACGCAGAAGCAUUUUGA
This is a messenger RNA of Alternaria postmessia, 546 nucleotides long. RefSeq lists its product as uncharacterized. The record is from RefSeq and is a predicted model, not a curated record. NCBI's taxonomy places the organism in Eukaryota, Fungi, Ascomycota, Dothideomycetes, Pleosporales, Pleosporaceae. Gene Ontology annotation, biological process: xylan catabolic process. Gene Ontology annotation, molecular function: hydrolase activity, hydrolyzing O-glycosyl compounds. The transcript is spliced from 3 exons. Bases 1 to 546 code for a protein of 181 amino acids.